Messenger RNA from Thrips palmi, 2154 nucleotides. RefSeq lists its product as uncharacterized. The transcript is spliced from 3 exons. Lineage: Eukaryota; Metazoa; Arthropoda; Insecta; Thysanoptera; Thripidae. Gene Ontology annotation, molecular function: chitin binding. The record is from RefSeq and is a predicted model, not a curated record. Bases 168 to 782 code for a protein of 204 amino acids. Gene Ontology annotation, cellular component: extracellular region.
UGCAGUCGAGCGGGCCGGACUAGACUUGGACAGAGGCAGACGGCCAGCCCGCGACCGCGACGACCAGCGUCAUCGGCCCGCUGUCGCGACAACGCACAUCACCGCAAGCCGACCCGGCACUGCAGUCAAGUGGAGUGCAUCGUGUGUGGCGGCACGCCCUGACGGCCAUGACGGCCACCGUGGCCAGGAAGGCCUCCGGGACCAGGGUGCCGUGGACCUACAGGAUAGGGGCGCCGCUGCUCCUCAUCGCCCUCCAGCUCAUCCUGUCAGACGGCCUGGAGGAAGGGGCGAGCGUCAAGAAGGCACGCGCGUCCUCGGUGGACGACGCGCACGCCGAGCCGGACCAGAGCCUGGACGAGCGGGGCGACCAGCGCGGCCGCGUGCCGCCGGGCUUCCUCAGCCCCUCCGUGCAGGAGUACCUCGAGCUGGGCAAGUCCAUCCCCGGCCGGCCCGGGACGGACUACCCCGUGCUGGGCGUGGUGCCCUACACCAACUUCUACUGCGACGAGCAGGAGUACCCGGGCUUCUUCGCCGACAUGGACACGCGCUGCCAGGCGUGGCACUACUGCGACAUCGACGGGCGCCAGGCCACGUUCCUGUGCCCCAACGGCACGCAGUUCUCGCAGGCCGUCUUCGUGUGCGACUGGUGGUUCAACGUGCGCUGCGACCUGUCGCCGCAGCUCUACGCCAUCAACGCGCGCCUCUACGGCACGCCCAAGCUGUCGCCCACGCGCCCGCACCGCGUCAUCGACAAGCAGCUCGUCGAGGACAUCUUCACGUGAAGGGGGAGCGAGAGCGAGAGCGAAGCGCCGGGCGGGCGACGACUCGCUAAUCCGCUGGAACCGCGCCCUGCCACUGCCACUCCACCCCGCAGGAUUACCGCGAGCGGGCCGCGGCAGGCCGCACCUUCGCGAGUCGUUGCCCCCUCGGUGGCAGACUUGGCAAUUAUUUAUCUCAUUUGGAGGAAACCGAAAGCAAAACCCAAGCCGAGCCCUGGGCGCCCUUUGACCACGAGGCCCGCGCUUCCUGCCUCCUCGUCGUCGGCGUCGUCGGCGUCGUCCCGCGGUGAGCGCGGCGUCGCGACGCUCCGGCCAACCUCGCCAAACCGACGACGCGGGGUUCCUCAUUUCUUCACAGUCCGACCGGCCGGCCGGCCCCCAGCGGCACCGCCAAGGCGCCGCGUCGCUCCGGGGCUGGCCGGCUGGCCGGCCCUAGACCCACCGUUCACUUCCUCAUGCCAGAGCGCCCCGCCGCCCGGAGUCGGCGUGGACCGCGGAGUCGACGCCAACCCCGGAAAAGCCGCCGCCGCCAACAACCCUCCCGACACGGAGGACCCGUCGACGCGGCGCCCUUCGCGUGACAAUCGGACGCGUGGCUAGCACGCCAGUGCGCCUCCACCUUAGUGUCAGUGUGCGAGUGAGUGAGUGUGUGCGUGUAUGCACGCGGCCUGUUUGUGAGUGUGAAAGUAGAGUUACGUGUUCGAGUGUGUAAAUGUCGGCGCGGUGCCGCGGCUCGCCAAGUGCCGAGUAAGUGCGCGAGCGAGAUGGGCCGUAACGGCACCGCGCCACACCGGGCACCGCACCGGGCACCGCAACGCCAAAUUAGCCGCAGGUCAGUGCCGCUCACUAGAAACAAGACGCCAUUGUUUCUUCAUUUUUCUGUUUUAUUGUUCGAGACGACUGUUGGAGACGUUUCCAAGUCUGUGAUGCGCACGGCCUCCACCGCCGUGUCAACCGCCGUCGAGGCCCGCGCCCCGCGGUCCUUCACCUCAAUAGGCGCGAGCCGGCCCGGGUUCAACCCCCCGCGGCGGCAAGCUUUUUCUCUGCCCGUGGCAAGGCCCGGCGAGGCCCGGCGAGGCCGGCAAGGCCCCGCCCUGCCAACAAUGGGUCAUGCCGUCGCCCCCACCUCUGGGCACCUGCCAAUGAUCAUAAGCAAUAAUCAUCACGCCUGUCGAGUCAUUCAGAAGAGUCGUUUCGUCGCUCCGUCUCUCUCGCACCCGUACGGGAGGCCGCAUGAGUGCGACAGAGACAGAGCGACGCGUCGCUGGAAUCAGUCCACUGCCAGCGUCCCGGCCGGCGGGACAAUCGGCCGCUGUUCCAGGCAGGCGCAGCGCAGCGAAGCGAUGAUUGGAAUAAACAAAGUUGAACCACCACA